GGCCUAGGUGGAGCGGAGCCGUGGGUUUCCCGCAUCCUCGGCUUAUGCCCAUAGCAGCCUUUCGGCCGGGGGGAUCAGCGGCUGCAUCGGGUCGGGGAGGGCCGCCCCCCGGCGACGACCACAGCGGCGGCGGAUGGAAGCCGAGGACCCGGGCAGGUAUUCUCUUCAGCAAGCUCAAGCAUUUUAUACAUUUCCCUUCCACCAAAUGAUGGCUGUGGCUCCUAACAUGGAAGUACUGAAUGAACAGCAGGCGCUCGCAGAAGUUCCCGUCCCAGCCGUUGCCCAGGAACCUGUUCAAGGAGCUGCAAAGGGAAGAAAAAGAAAACCCAAAUCAGCUGAGCCCAAAAAGCCAGCUGAACCCAAAAAACCUGCUGAACCAAAGAAGGCAGCCAAGUCGACAAAAUCAAAAGGCAAAGGCAAACAGGAAAAAAUUACAGACAGUUUUGUAGUGAAACGGAAAAUGAAUCGCUUCAAUGGCGUCUCGGAAGCUGAACUUUUGACCAAGACUCUACCUGAUAUCUUGACCUUCAAUCUGGACAUUGUAAUUAUUGGUAUAAACCCAGGAUUAAUGGCAGCCUACAAAGGGCAUCAUUACCCUGGACCAGGAAAUCAUUUUUGGAAGUGUCUCUUUAUGUCAGGGCUGAGUGAGGUCCAGUUGAAUCAUACGGACGACCAUACUUUACCAGGAAAGUAUGGCAUUGGGUUUACAAACAUGGUGGAAAGGACAACCCCGGGCAGCAAGGACCUCUCUAGCAAGGAGUUUCGAGAAGGAGGACAUAUUCUGGUGCAGAAAUUGCAGAAAUACCAACCUCGAAUAGCUGCUUUUAAUGGAAAAUGUAUUUAUGAAAUUUUUAGUAAAGAAGUUUUUGGAGUGAAGGUUAAGAAAUUGGAAUUUGGAAUCCAACCACAUAAGAUCCCAGACACAGAAACUGUCUGCUAUGUUAUGCCAUCAUCCAGUGCAAGAUGUGCUCAAUUUCCUCGUGCACAAGAUAAGGUUCAUUAUUACAUUAAACUGAAAGAUUUAAGGGAUCAGUUGAAAGGUGUUGUACCAAACACAGAGAUUCAGGAGGUGCAGUAUACAUUUAAUUUGCAGCUUGCCCGAGAGGAUGCAAACAAGAUGGCUGUUAAGGAAGAAAAAUAUGAUCCAGGUUAUGAAGCAGCUUAUGGAGGAGCUUAUGCUGAAAGAUCAUGUGAUAACGAGCCAUACAAUUUCUCUUCCAAUGGGAUAGCCACGAGCAAUCCAGAGAUUAAUGGAGGAUCAGCUUUUGGGGACAUUCCAAACGGGCAUUGGAUGACACAGCCGUUCACAGACCAGAUUCCUGAGUUUAACAACUGCGGGACGCAAGAACCAGAAGGAAGCUGUGCAUAAGGGUGGUCUUCCCAACUGUACUCACAUGCUGCAGUUUUAGUGCAGUUAUCAAGAAGGGAACCUCGGUUUGUUAACUGAAGCUUUUUAAUAGUAUUUUACACCAUCUCACCUCCUAGUUAUUUUAUCAUAGACCGAACCUAUCCUGUGGUAGAAUUACCCUUUCGAACUAGGUAGUUUUAAAAGAAGAUCAGGUUUUAGAAACAAAAGUAGACUUUUUGUAUGAGUUUUUAUAUUUAACUUUCACCAUCAACAGUUUCCGACAAACUGCAUUUUCAUUUAUGAAGAAAUGGAUUUCUUUGGGGAGUUACUUUUAAUAUAAUGCAAUGAAUGGUCUAUUUAUACUUUUUGAAGUCUCAUGCAUAUAGAAAUGGCAAAUGUCCCCUUUAAGGUGAAGGGAAAGCAAACGUAUUUGCUUAUCAAGAUUCCCCCUGUUCUGCUGACAGAAUUCUAGCCUAAACUUAUGGGAGCACAGUUGGCUCUGAAGAAUAUUUAUAGUCUCCUUUUUAAAGAACUUGUUCAACAGUUUAUCAGAUGGCAAAUUUUGAUCUGCGUGGCACAGGUGAGAUUGGGAGGGAAUUGAAGUCCGUGCUUGUGCCUAACCCCACUCUCAUUUUUUUGUUCCUUUCCACAUUGUGGAAAAAGAAGGAAAGUGAUAAGAACUCAAAGUAUGGCUUUCAGUCAAAACAAUAAGAUGAUCAAAACAAUGAAUGUUUUGAAAACCUUUUUCAAGUAGGUGCCUUUCAUACUUGAAAAGUGCAUACAGAAGGUGUCCGACAGAAUGAAAAAUUUCUGGUCAAAUUUACUAUUCCAGUAUUUUUCUCUUUUUUUUGCCAUAGGUAAUAUCAUUUGGCACUAGCUAUUGUGCAUUUUGUGGUUUGAGGUUCCCUCGAAAGAGGAUCUUUCAGUUAUGCACCUCGUCAUAUAACGUAAUUUUCUCCAUUCUAGCAAUGACCCAUUAUUGCUCUGGGAACUCAGGUUUAAAUCCUAAACCUGCCAAAAUAUUCAGGUGUCUCAUGUAGCCUGGUAGCACUCUGCCACUUCAGAGUUAAAAUUUACAAUGGUUUACAGUUCUUUUCUAUGAAAUCAUGUGGCUUAAUCCUUUCUUUAAAAUAGAGAGAUAGAUACAUAUUGUAAAUUAAUCAUGCAUUGUUGCUGUGGGGUGUAGUAGCAAUUGCUUUUUUAGCCAUAAGAAGGUCAAGUUAUGUGAAAGUCAAUUAUGUAAUUUAAAUUGUUGUACUGUAUCAUGUAUCACUGUUUACAUGGAUAUUUUCCUGCAGGCCCUCUGAGGGUCUUGCAUCAGGGACAGGUAGCAGUUCAAUUAUUUUUUCACAAGAACUAUGUAUAGCAUGUAACUAGAUAUUGCUAUUGUACACAACUGUUGUAGCUACACAAGAGUUGUGCGGGGGAGGGGUUGGAAGGAGGAAAAUCCCUUCGAAUCUUGACAGCAGCACCUACUGGAUUGAAGGUUUUGGAAAUUAAGUGUGGCAUUUCAUUAAAGCGUUGACAUGCCUAUCCUUGACAGGAUGGCUUUUAUUCAUCAAAUCUCAAUGGUAAAUAUUUUAAAUUCUUUUGAAAGUCUGCCAGUUUUGACAA
Messenger RNA from Tachyglossus aculeatus (Australian echidna), 2962 nucleotides. It is a transcript of the gene TDG, whose product is annotated as thymine DNA glycosylase. Gene Ontology annotation, molecular function: mismatch base pair DNA N-glycosylase activity. Gene Ontology annotation, cellular component: nucleus. The record is from RefSeq and is a predicted model, not a curated record. Gene Ontology annotation, biological process: base-excision repair, AP site formation. The transcript is spliced from 10 exons. NCBI's taxonomy places the organism in Eukaryota, Metazoa, Chordata, Mammalia, Monotremata, Tachyglossidae. Bases 134 to 1369 code for a protein of 411 amino acids.